UUAAAUCAAAUUUAUUGUUGUACUGUAAAAACUGAGACCUUAGAACUCAUAUUUUAAGGUACGUGAUGACAUUUAAAUUGUAGAUGUAUGGGCUGCUGUAACCGCUUAACACCAGGUGGACCGUGAAAGAGACCACCCGUCUAAGCAAAAAAAAGUCACACUGAGACGCAUAACAAACAUGUUAAAUGUCAAAACAUCUUAACUUUACCACUGGUUCCCGAGAAGGCCACAGUACUCAGAAGAACCGGAGAAACAAACUUAGCGGACUUGUUUUAUAAAUAAAUAAAGUGUUCCAUUUCAGUAACUACCUAAUUUAUUAAUAGAUUCAAGGGUCUCAAAUAAGGAGUUGUUUUUUGGGUUAUAUCUAAAAUACACUUAAUAAUAGACAAGUAUAUACAGAUGACGAAUACCAAAUAUUUGAUAAAGAUACUGACCCCAUCAAGGAAUCGAUACCGGACCCUAUGCAGUAAUCACUAAGCCUACGCACUGAUCAAUAUAAAUACUUACUGUAUUCUUACUGUGUUGAUACACCUCAAUUAUUACUUAUUAUAUUACAUAUUAGAAAAAAUGACAUGAUUUAUGUGAUCAUUUUUGUCUAAUACUGAGUUCGAACACCCAAUAUGUUUUCGUGUUUGAAAUACUCUGUUACUCUGAUUUGAUGACUUGACAAAUGUUAUCUUGUCAGAUUGCCCACAAUUUUGUUUAUGAUCGUUUUGUGUAAUUGCUAAUUUCCCGAGCAUCUGUUCCUAUAACGAGCAAUUAAAUCAACACACACAAUUAAAUAACACAAAUCGUUUCAGGCAUUUUGGAGUGAUGUACUUAUCGACGGACAUAUUUUUUAAUUACGUAGAGACGAUAUUAUUAUAAAAUUUUUGAAUUCUAUCCGAAAACAAUGAUGUUGCGAUCUAAAAUCUAAAUAUUCGAUAUUCAUAUUCCAACCUAUUAACUCCCGAACGUGGUGAAAAAAUUUAACACAUUUAUUUUAUUACAAAAUGUUAUUUAGAAGAUAUCUUCCUGAAUAAUUCAAAUGACAUUUGCCAUGAACCUAAUACUUAACAAUGAAGAUCCGUAAAGACGACCUCAAUAAAACCCAUAUUGCCAAACAUCUCGGAACUCACUUGAAUGAGUUAACCAGGGGUAGAUCAAUGACAAGACACAGACGUCACGCCUGGUACCAAUGCAACCUGAACGAGAACGAUUCACGAUUGCUCCGUACCGGCAUCGUGUCGUUUAGUGGACAAUUCGAUGAUCUGUGGUAGAAGGCUGGGUGAGUUGUCUUACAAAUCGGCGCCCGUGCAUCUUUAGACUAGUCGAAGUAUAAAGCGAGGCGGUGGUAGAAGUGGAAGCCAUUCCAACUCAAACAGUGCGCCAGUGAAGUGGUGAAUACUUGACGUCAAAUAAGUGACAUAAGGAGUGCAAAAUAAUAGAUCAUGCGGUGGACGAAUUUCACAUUCAUACUACUAUCAUUAUUGAUAGGGGGCUCACUAGCGGAAUGGUCUUGGGGUGGUGAUAAAAAAGACUCAACAGCAGAUGUGGCAGAUGCAAAAACAGAAUUAUUAGAAGGUGAAAUUGUAUCCGAAGCGCAAGAAAAGAGUUUGGAGUCGAAUGCAACUGUACUCGAUGAUAUUGUCGAUGAAUUAGUUAGCCGCAAACAGGGUAGAAGUUUGGGUGGUUUCGACAACUUCGACGAUGUAUACGGUGAUCCCACGAUCAAGGAAGCCUUGGACGCAGGUGAUGACGCUGAAGCUAGAAAUCUCAUCAAAGGGCGCCUUUGUAGUUUGGGACUUGUACAAUGUGACGAUGAAGAAACUCAAGAAAAACGUACAUACGUUUCACCCGAUGAACUGAUUUACGCGCAACCAGUUGAUAUCAAGCCAAUCGGAAAGCCAGUUGCUUCAAUUCCGAUUCGAGGGCCCCCUAGGGCAUACGGUCCACCUAAGCCUAUGUUGUAUCCUCCUAGGCCUCAAAAAACUCCACCAAAAAGGAUCGGGUAUGGGGGCAACGUAAGACCGGGUUUUUCUGAAAAAUACGGAGUCUCAAACAGCAACUUCCAAUUCUCGCAGAGCGGAUCUUACGGCGGAAGUGAUGUAAACUACGUAACUAGACCUCCGAGCUAUGCAAAUGAAGCACCUUAUGUGUUCGAAAACAAACCUGGAUAUAGUAAGAAUCCGUCAUCAUUGCACUCGAGUACGAAAACAGAAUCAGUUGUUCAACAGCACGUACACCACCACUAUGUACACAGUGACGCUGAAAAGGACCCUAAAGUUAUAAUUAAGCCUGUCGCCAUCCCUGUAGGGUCGGUAGGUCACUUAGCUUCCCAAAGUCAACUUAACCAGCACUCAGAAAUCAUAACUGCCGCGGGAGGAGAUUUUAGCUCAUCGGGUGGUUUUAAGCCUAUGUCUGGUGGUUUCAUCGAUAGCAAACCAAUUUACGAAACGGACACAAUCUACGGCGGGCAAUAUGGGUAUAACAAUGUCAACAAAGGCAGUUCAAAUAUUGUGACACAGGGUUUACCGAAUCAGUACCCAAAUCAAGCUUUUGAAGAUCAAAAGUAUGGUAAUUCAUUAGGAAAUUAUGCCUCACACAGUUCCGACUUUUAUAAAAAAGAGUUACAUGUAGGAUCUGGUAACAACAUAUACAGUCAAGGUCCAGCAACUUUUGGACAAAGUAACGCAUUUCAAGAAAAUUACCAUGAAGCCAAAGCACAGGGAUUUGAAUGUGUAUGUGUUAACUACGACCAAUGCCCGAGCCAAGAAAUAAUUGGACGCCGGGACGACUUAUAUCUACCAAUUGAUCCUCGAAAUAAAGGCAGCGAAAUUGUAGCUCUCACCGAAGAACAGCUUGAUAACAUAACUAAUAUCGAAAUCACUCAGAUGACAAACACUGAAAACUCUACAAAUGAUGACGUGAAGAAAAUAAGUAAAAGAGAUGUCAAAGAAGAUAAGCCUCAGGAACAAGCUAAAGAAAUUGAACCGCGUCAAGGAUAUGCAAACCGUCCAUUAGUGCAACAAUGCCGACCAAAUCAGGUGUGCUGCCGUCGACCAUUAAGACCUCAAGCAAGUAACCGUGGCCAGUGUGGAGUUAGACAUUCACAAGGCAUAAACGGAAGAAUCAAAACACCUGCCUACGUUGAUGGAGAAAGUGAAUUUGGCGAAUACCCCUGGCAAGCAGCUAUUCUAAAGAAAGACCCCAAAGAGUCAGUUUACGCCUGUGGUGGAACGCUCAUUGAUGGCCUCCACAUUAUGACUGCUGCCCAUUGUAUUAAAUCAUAUAAGAGUUUCGAGCUGCGUGUGCGAUUAGGUGAAUGGGAUGUCAAUCGCGAUGUGGAAUUCUAUCCCUACAUUGAAAGAGAUGUAUUAUCAGUUCAUAUCCACCCAUUAUAUUACGCUGGUACUCUUGAUAACGACCUGGCAAUCCUCAAACUGGAUCAUCCAGUUGAAUGGACCAAUUAUCCUCACAUUAGCCCAGCUUGUCUUCCCGAUAAAUACACCGAUUACUCUGGACAGAGAUGCUGGACUACCGGAUGGGGAAAAGAUGCUUUCGGCUCAAACGGAAAAUACCAGAAUACAUUGAAAGAAGUCGAUGUACCUAUACUGUCACAUGGUCAAUGCCAGCAGCAGUUAAGACAAACAAGAUUGGGCUACAAUUACGAAUUAGGACAAGGAUUUAUUUGCGCUGGAGGCGAAGAAGGAAAAGACGCCUGUAAGGGUGACGGUGGUGGUCCUCUGGUCUGCGAACGCGGAGGAACAUGGCAACUUGUGGGUGUGGUGUCAUGGGGAAUCGGCUGCGGACAAGUUGGUGUGCCUGGUGUCUACGUGAAAGUAUCUCAUUACUUAGACUGGAUAUCCCAGAUCACGGGAAAAUUUUCUAAUUAUUAGUUUGAUCUUCAUUUUGUUAUAAUUACGAUACACUCUUGACUGAAAGUCGCUUAUUUAUUAGAUAAGUUAUAAGACUUUAUAUUUAAUAACGUAAAUUAUUUAGUACUAAACUUUGGAUGGUAAUAUUCAGAGUAUCAGAGUAAAUGCAUUAUGCAAUUUUAUUUUAAUAAACAUAUUACAUAUUUAAUACUGGAUUUAUUAUUUGUCUCCUCGGCAGAAUGGAAGAAAAGUAAAUUGACCACCUAUUUCAAAAUCGUUAUAGUUAAAAAUCGUUAUAGUUAAACGGUUAUGAUUUAAGCCAGGGAUUUCUAUAGUGGUUAUUAUCGGUUUCCCGGAGAUCGACAUAAACGACAAUCACACUCUAUUUAAUUAAAACGCGUUCUUUUUUGAAGUUUUUAGGAUAUUGUAUAAGUUGUCUUACUUGUUCCGAUUUGUUAUGAGAAUGAUUAAUAUUUUAAUAUGAAGUAUCAUUGUUGUACUUUUACUUUUAUUUAGAAAUCCCUUAAGAUCUAUUUAUUUAAUAAAUUUUAAAUGUUAAGUUUACUUACUAUAUCAACAGCUAUCUUUUGAAGCUGAGAAGUAUUUUGUAUCACUAGGGAAAAAUAGAGAUAGGAUUUUUUAAAUAAUUUUACUAUAGGGGUCUAAGGUAUCAGUUCAAAAGAGAUGCCUGUUGCGCAAUAUUGUUUGAGAAUCCAUAAUUUAAGCUAUGCGUUUUAUACAUAAUACUCAACUAAUUUGCUAUAAAUAGGAACUAUGUAUUUAUAACAAAAUGACUUUAACUUUCUUUAUACUAAGCUAAGCUGCACCUUCAUAGAUAAAGGCCUAAUAUUUAUAAAUUUUAUUUGUAUGUAAACUUUUUCUUCAUAGACAAUAAUUUUGAUGAACGAGAUUGAAUUUGCGUGUCAAAAUAAAGCAUUUGUUACCUGUUAGGUUUAUAUUAGUAAAACAAUUUCACAAUCCUAAUACUUUUCAAUCCAAUGACUGCAAAAAAUACUGAUCGGAAAGGGAAAAACAAAGAUCAAAAGUCUACAACUUUUCGUCAAGAAAAAAAAGAAAGCAAAAUGGUCAGAGAUUGUAGAAGAAAGUAACGAGAGAAUGCAGAAAAUACAAAAAUACGUCGAAAGCAAGAAUGAGGACAUGCCAAAGUCACCUUUUCUCAAAACCGAAUGCGAGUACAUUAACUCGGAAGUAUUUAUAAUCCUACUACCCGCACUUGAAGAAACUUUAAGAAAAGCAAAAAUUUGGGAGGCACUCGUCAGACAGAAGUGUUUUUUCAACGGGAUAGAUCAUAUUGCACAAGUGUUGUGGAACAAUAAUCCGCGUUACCCAGGGCGCAAAUUCCAAAGUCCGCAUAUAUUUAACAUGCCUUGGGCACGAGAACACCUCAAGAACAAUCCUCGUCCUUACUACCCUAAAUCGUGGUUAUGGCCCGAAGAAUACGCUGCAACCCUAAUCCAGAAGACAGUGCGCCAGUACUUUGUACAGCGACAGGAUGACGUUCAAGAAAUGCGUGAUUUUUGGAGGAAACUUAAAUUAGAACAAAGUAUUCCAGAAUUGGAUACAAAUCCAUUUUUAUCCAGGAGGUUUGCAUCUACUUCGAAUUUCCAGAAGAACUAGGUGAUUAUUUUGAGACUUUAAAUUAGUAAAUCAUGAUUUAAUCUCUAA
Molecule: messenger RNA, 5543 nt
Organism: Bombyx mori (domestic silkworm)
Lineage: Eukaryota; Metazoa; Arthropoda; Insecta; Lepidoptera; Bombycidae
Exons: 10
Coding region: 1431-3878 (815 amino acids)
Biological process (GO): proteolysis
Molecular function (GO): serine-type endopeptidase activity
Source: RefSeq, a predicted model, not a curated record